AUGGGGGACAUGAAAACCCCGGAUUUCGACGACCUCUUGGCCGCCUUCGACAUCCCGGACAUCGACGCCAACGAGGCCAUCCAUUCCCACCACGAGGAUCCCGAAUCCCACGGGAAACAAAUCCCGGGGGACCCCGGAGCCGCCGUCCCCACGGAGCACGUCCUGCCCCACCCGGACAUCUCGGCCGUCAGCGUCAUCGUCAAGAACACCGUGUGCCCGGAGCAGCUGGAAAACUUGGAUUCCCGAGGAAAAGAUGGACACGGGAUGGCCCCGAGGCUCCUCCAGAACGGUUUCGGAGCUUCUGACGCGGCCAGAUCGCCGAAUUCCCGCGCGGUGGAGGCGUCUUCCAACGGGGAGUGUUGGGGCAAGGAGAAAAACCCCAAAACUUUGGAUUUGUUCUCGCAUUUCAGCCCCGAUCCCAACGAGGACGGCGCCAAUUUGAUCGACAGAUCCCGGGAAUGCAAAGCCAAGGAGAAAUCCCUGGCCGUGCCCUCGCUGGCUCCGUCCCCCACCCCGUCCUCCGUGGAUUGCAAGGAACCCUUGGGAGAAACGGCGGAGAGCUUGGAUCCCGCUUUUCCGACGCCGUUCCGGGCCGCCGACGGAUCCCACCCCAUUCCCUGCAUCAAAAAGGAGGAAUCGGACUCGGAGGAGGCUCCAGCCAGGAGCUCCAGCCCCAAGGGGUUGGUGCUGGAUCACCUGAAAUCCGUCACCGUCCGCUAUUCCGCCGAGGAUUCCCCGUGGCCGGGCUCGGAUUCCGGGAUCGACGCCGCGGCCGAGCUCAAACGCUCGCCCGGGAGCCCUCGGGAAUCUUUUUCCUCUCCGGGAAUUCCCAUCCCGCCUUCUUCUUCUUCUUCUCCCAAGCUUUUGAAGGAAGAACGGGAAAUGCUGGAGAAAUCCGUGAGGAGCCCCCCGAGCGUUUCCAGCGGCGAGGAAGAGGAGGAGGAAGAGGAGGAGGAGGAAGAGGAGGAGGAAAACACCAACUCGCCGUCCUCCAGCUCCUCGCGGCCGCUCAAAGUCCGCAUCAAAACCAUCAAAACCUCCUGCGGCAGCAUCACCAGGACGGUCACCAGGGUGUCCUCGGACUCGGAACCGCCCUCCGCCAAAACCCCCAGCGAGCAGAAUUCCCAGGAAACCACGGAGUGUCCCGCCGGCGCGGACACGCCCAAGGAAAAAUCGGAACUUUCCAGCCCCUUGAAAAACACGGAAGGGCCGAAAAUCGUCAGCGUGCAGCUGGGCAACGGCACCAAGCUGAAGGGCACGGUGCUGCCGGUGGCCACCAUCCAGAGCGCCAGCAGCGCCAUGCUGAUCGCCGCCAGCGUGGCCCAGCAGAAAUCCGUGGUUCUCCCGGCAAAAUCCGGCAAAUCCGUGGCGAAAAACAUCCUCAACCUCGUGCCUCAACCCCUCCCCAAAAGCGACGGCAGAACCAACGGCGCCCCCAAAACCAACGGCGGCGCGGCGGCGCCGAAAUCGGCGCCGAGCGUCGCCGGCACCGUCAUCUCCCGCAGCCAGUCCAGCCUGGUGGAAGCUUUUAACAAAAUCCUCAACAGCAAGAACCUGCUGCCCACCUACAAACCCAACCUGAGCCCUCCGGCCGAAUCCAGCUUGGCUUUGCCGCCUCUGGGCUACCGGUGCCUGGAAUGCGGCGACGCCUUCGCCUUGGAGAAGAGCUUGGCGCGUCACUACGACCGGCGCAGCAUGCGCAUCGAGGUGACCUGCAACCACUGCACCAAACGCCUGGUGUUCUUCAACAAGUGCAGCCUGCUGCUGCACGCCCGCGAGCACAAGGACAAAGGUUUGGUGAUGCAGUGCUCGCACCUGGUGAUGAGACCCAUCGCCCUGGAGCAGAUGAUCGGCCAGCCCGACAUCACCCCGCUGGUGUCCUUGGCUCUGCCGGCCGCCGGGAAGGUGGCUCAGGACGGAGGGAAUUCGGCGCAGGAGAUGCCGGUGUUGCCGUUGGGGUCGGAGCAGAGCAGCUACAGCUGCUUCAGGUGUUUGGAGUGUAAGGAGCAGUGCAAGGAUAAGGCGGGGCUGGCGGCGCAUUUUCAGCAGGUCGGGGUGGUCACCAGCAGCAGCAGCACGGUGUGCUCGGCGUGCCCCAUGAUCCUGUCGAACCGCUGCAGCUUCAGCGCCCACCAGCGCAUGCACCGCAGCCGCCCGCCCCACGUCUGCCCCGAGUGUGGGGGCAACUUCCUGCUGGCCAACUUCGAGGGGCACCUCAAGGAGUCCUGCCUGCACUUCUCCCGCAGGGUGGGCUACAGGUGUCCCAGCUGCUCCGUGGUUUUCGGCGGGGUCAAUUCCAUCAAAUCCCACAUCCAGAGCUCCCACUGCGAGGUUUUCCACAAAUGUCCCAUCUGCCCCAUGGCCUUCAAAUCCGCCCCCAGCGCCCACGCCCACGUCUACACCCAGCACCCCGGCUUCAGCAACCAGCAGUCCAAGUGAUGCCCGGCGUCUGCUGGAGCGGGGCUCGGCUUUCGUCCCGGGAAAAAUGGGAUGUGGGGGAGUUGGGAAUGA
Messenger RNA from Cinclus cinclus, 2511 nucleotides. RefSeq names its product zinc finger protein 687 (gene ZNF687). The record is from RefSeq and is a predicted model, not a curated record. The transcript is spliced from 4 exons. Lineage: Eukaryota; Metazoa; Chordata; Aves; Passeriformes; Cinclidae.